CUCCCCCUCGAGCAAACCGCAGCACGGACUCAUUUCUCCACGCACCAGCUCUGAGUGGAUGCUCACUCAGCAGGGGUGUUUUGAGAUAUUAGCGCGCGCGUGUGUCUGUAGGGGGGAGAGAGUUUGCAUGGUGGCGGGGGGGAGCGGCUCGCCCACCUGCACCGUCCCCGUUCAAAGAGGUUCCAGUCAGGAGAAUGGGCAAAUCGGAAAGCCAAAUGGACAUCAUGGAAAAAUCGAGUAAACCUGGCAAACGUGGAUGGACGGUGGUCGAAAUCGGUCUGUGUGUGCUCCUGCUUGUGGUCAGCUGCGCCCUGGGUGGCCUCGUGGUCCUCUAUACAUCUGCCCUGAAAGAACAAUUCCAGCGUGCGACCGUGCCUCUGAAAUCAGCCGACAAGGGAGGUCAACUAUUUCGCUCCAACCUGGAAAACGUGUGCACUACCGCAGACUGUGUCACAGCAGCGUCUCGACUCAUUCAGAACAUGGACGCGUCGGUGGAGCCCUGUGAUAACUUUUAUCAGUAUGCCUGCGGGGGCUGGCUGGAGCGGCACGUCAUCCCUGAGACUAGCUCACGUCAUAGCGUCUUUGACCUCCUCAGGGACAAACUGGAGGUUGUGCUCAAAGGGGCUCUCGAAACAGAGAGCGAAGAUGACAGAGAUGCCAUCAAAAAGGCCAAAAUUCUUUACAGCUCCUGCUUGAAUGAACACGUCAUUGAACAGCGUGAUUCGAAGCCACUGAUGAGGCUCAUCAACGUUAUCGGCGACUGGCCUGUGGCUUCUGAUGAUUGGAACGCCACCUCUGAAUGGAGCCUCGAGGACAUUCUUGUUACGAUGACUGCUCGCUUUCACAAGAAGGUUCUUGUGGAUAUGUACGUGUGGACCGACGACAGAGAUUCUCAGCGACAUAUCCUUUACAUUGAUCAACCAGGACUUGGGAUGCCAUCUAGAGAUUAUUAUUUUAAUGAUGGAAACUACAAAAAGGUUCGAGAGGCCUACCUCCACUUCAUGGUCACCAUUGCCAAGAUGACUCGGGAGGACAGGAACCUGACACAGGAUGAUGAGCGUGUGUGGGAGGAAAUGUUGCAAGUGAUGGAGCUGGAGACAGACAUCGCUAAUGCGACAUUGCCGGCUGAGGAGCGCCAGGACGUUACCGCCCUUUACAACAAGAUGACACUGAAUGAGCUGCAGAACACAUUCAGCUUGAACGGUUUUAAUUGGACACGGUUUAUUCGAGGUGUCCUCGCCACUGUGUCCCUCAAUGUAGAGCUUGAAGAGGAAGUGGUUGUGUAUGGCUUACCCUACCUGGAAAAGAUGAACGAAGUCCUCUCCAAACACAGUGUUCGGACCAUGCAGAAUUAUCUCACCUGGCAGCUGAUCAUCAACCAAGUUAAAACCUUGAGUCGUCGUUUCAAAGAUGCCAGGGCCCGUUACAGGAAGGCUCUGUUUGGGACCACACUGGAAGAUGCCUGGUGGCGAGAGUGUGUCCGUUACGUCCAGACCACCAUGGAGAAUGCUGUUGGAGCGCUCUAUGUACGUGCGACUUUUGCCGGAGAAAGCAAAAAAAUGGUUAGCGAUCUUAUUGGGAAGAUCCAGACUGCGUAUGUAGAAACACUUGAGGAACUAAGCUGGAUGGAUACGCCCUCCAAGGAAAAGGCCAGAGAGAAGGCCUUGGCCAUCAAAGAGCAUAUUGGCUAUCCAGAUCACAUUCUGGAGAAGAGUAACCAAAAGCUAGACCAAGAGUAUGCUCAUUUGAAUUUUACUAAGGAGCACUACUUUGAGAACAUCCUGGAGAAUCUCAAGUCCGAGUCCCACAAGAGUCUGAAGAGGCUUAGGGAGCCGGUGGACCCCAACAUGUGGAUCAUCGGUCCUGCCGUGGUUAAUGCGUUUUACUCUUCAAACAGAAACCAGAUCGUGUUUCCAGCUGGCAUCCUGCAGCCACCAUUCUUUAGUGAACAUCAACAGCAAGCUCUGAACUUUGGUGGAAUCGGAAUGGUCAUCGGCCAUGAGAUCACCCAUGGAUUUGAUGACAAUGGGAGAAAUUUCGACAAGGAUGGCAACAUGCUGAACUGGUGGAGCAAUUAUUCUGCGGAGCAUUUCAAGGAGCAGUCACAGUGCAUGGUGCAACAGUAUAGCAAAUUCAGCUGGAAACUCGCGGGUGGUCAAAAUGUGAGCGGAAUUGGCACUUUAGGGGAAAACAUUGCAGACAAUGGAGGAGUUCGCCAAGCCUACAAGGCUUACUUAAAGUGGGUGGAGACAAACGGGGAAGAGCCUCGUCUGCCCGGUCUAGACUUGGAUCACAAACAGCUGUUUUUUCUUAAUUUUGCCCAAGUUUGGUGCGGUGCUUAUCGGCCAGAAUUUGCCAGCCAGACCAUUAAAACAGAUUCCCACAGCCCAUUACAAUACAGGGUUCUUGGUUCGCUCCAGAAUUUUGAAGCUUUUUCAGAAGCAUUCCAGUGCCAAAAAGGCAGUCCGAUGAAUCCAGAGCAGAAGUGCCGCGUGUGGUAGAAUGUUUGUCAUCAUUCCUGUUAUGGCAGUUGAUGGUGGCACUGUCUUGAUGCUGACUGUCUGCAAGAGGCUCAUUUCAUUGUAUUUGGGGUGACAGCAAUUAUUGCAGUCACUGUUGUCGUAUUUGCAACCAGUGACAUUACAGAUCGUUUCAUGGCUUGAAUGCAAACUCUCGUGAAUUCCCAAGGCAACGCUAACAUUUUGCGUAAAACCUUUUCUUCUGAGAAUGUUCCAUGCAAAUCUCUAGAGCAGAUCUUUAUGAUGUUUUCAUUCGACCGACAUGAAGUGCUUACAGCAUUAAUGAAAACAUCAGCAGCUACAACAGAAUUAGUUCCGCUCGAUGAGUUUGCCUAUUGACUGUUAAGUGCAGCAAAUUACCUGACAGACUUAAGACUUCAGUCUCUGCAGUUUGAAUCUUAAAUUAACAUUCUGGGUAAGCUUCAGCUUUUAACAAUAACUUGGGAAAAAAAAAAUCAAACAAGGAUUUUCAGAAGCUUUCGCUGAGUGUCUCAAACUACAGGCAUCCACACUACUUUUAGUUUCAUAAACAAUUUAAGUGGCUUAUUCAAAACAUAAAACCACUUUGAAGAACCUGGUACACAAUUUAUUUAAAAUUUAAUUGCUGGAUUGAGGGGGAAAAAAACUGUUCAAAUGAUUAAAAUGUCACCUGAUGAAACAUUUUUAUACAAAAGAUGUAACAGUUUCAUGUUUCAGGAGAAUGUGUUUUUUGGUAAAAUUUUCAGUCAUCCAAUUGUGGCGAAUAACCUUUCAAAUUGCGAAAAAGGAGAAACUAAUUUUAGCAAAGAUGAAAAAAGUGCCCAGCCCUAAAAAAAGACCAACAUUUUUGCGAUAGCUAUUGUGAGUAAGGUUUCUGAAUCUAGAUUUCCUUUUCAGUUUGAGUGUUGUCAUUAACCUUUUUCUCAUUGGCUCUGCUUUGUCUGUUUACUGACAAAUAAAAAAACAAAAAAUGUAGUAUUUACCUACUUUGGAACUUUUAGCUAUUGUGAAUACCAUUUUUGACUACAGAUUCCUUUACAUUUGAGCAUUUAUUAAUGUUUUCUAAUUUGCUUAUAAAUGUGAACAAAACCAUACUAAAUAAAAAUCUAAAUUUAUACAUAAAUACAUACAAAAUGAAAAGUUCAAUGAUUUGAGUUUGGUACCAUUUUCGGUUAAGGAUUUCUUUCUGGAUAACUUUUACUUUUGGGGUGUUUUUGUCAAAUUUCCUUCAUCUGUAUGUCUGCUCUUUUUUUUUUUUUAAUGGCAAUUGUGAGAGCUUGUAGGUAGUGAUUUUCAAUUACCUUUAGCAUCUUCUCUCUACUUUCACAACUGCAUGUGACAUUUAGGGGAUUAAACAAGAUUACAUUCGUCAAAUUAGCACAAUAACAUAGGCCAACAUAUACACAUACAUGAGUUAAUUCUGGAUUUUCAGCCUUUUGGACAAAAGCAAUUACACGCAAACAGUGGACUGAUCAGGCAACAGCAAGUAAAUGUAGCUCACAUUUAUUUAGUAGAGAUGAAAGGAUGCUGAGGCUUUGUGACAGCCAAUGUGAACGCAAACGAAUGAGGCUGGGACUGUUAUUUUCUAUCUUUAUUACCACAUAAUGGCUCAAAAAUCAAAGCGGAGCACAGGGAAAAGGGGAGUUGAGUGUACAAUACAUAGGGGUGAUUAGUGUUCCUUUGUGCCGCUGAGAGCUUUAAAAAAGAAAAAAAAAUGAAAAAAAGAGAGACAUUCAGGAUGCCUUGUGACUGUUUAGUCUGAAUGUUCUAUAUUCUGCAAUAUAAGUAGUAGACAUACAUGUGUGUUACUGUCUUAGUUUGAUGUUCUAUACAUAAUUAUUUCCAUACAGAUACAUCAGGUUACAUCCACAUGGUGAAACUGAGUCAUUACCAGCCAAUUACUUUUUUGGUAUACAUAUGAUACAUAUGUAUAUGUAUGUAAACAUGUGAGAGGAAUUUAUUUAUCUAUUUAUGAGGUUGCAUAGUUGCUUGGCCAAAUUUUAAAUAUACAAUGAAAUAAUGUCUUAUGAAUGUUACUGUGUUAAUUGGAUUUCUACAAUGACUGCUAUUUUUGUGACACUAACCUAUAACAAUUGCCAUUAAAGUGAAUAUCCCAAUAAAAUUAAUGA
This is a messenger RNA of Corythoichthys intestinalis (scribbled pipefish), 4627 nucleotides long. RefSeq names its product membrane metallo-endopeptidase-like 1 (gene mmel1). Gene Ontology annotation, molecular function: metalloendopeptidase activity. The coding region runs from base 195 to 2501 and encodes 768 amino acids. Gene Ontology annotation, biological process: protein processing. NCBI's taxonomy places the organism in Eukaryota, Metazoa, Chordata, Actinopteri, Syngnathiformes, Syngnathidae. The record is from RefSeq and is a predicted model, not a curated record. Gene Ontology annotation, cellular component: plasma membrane. The transcript is spliced from 24 exons.